CACAUGCAUUUUACGUUCACAGGCACAAGUAAUGAUCCUACAUACCGUACUGGUACAGAAGUUCCAGUUUUCGUCCAAACUCACAGAAACGUCACCAUUUGUAUUUCGUUAUGUAAACGGAUAAUUACACCACUCAUUUCGAUACAGAUUUAUAUUCGCAAAAUAAUGGCAAACAAGGAUCGAAACAAAACGAUAUUGCUGGAAUUGGGGAAACUGCCAGACAACAAUCAAUGCGCAGACUGUGGCGCGCCGGAUCCUGACUGGGCGUCCUAUAAGCUGGGUGUGUUUGUGUGUCUGAACUGCUCUGGAGUGCACCGCAACCUGUCCAACAUCAGCCGCGUCAAAUCCAUACGGCUCGACUUCUGGGAUGACGAGCUAGUGGAGUUCAUGAAAACCAAUGGAAACGCCACAGCCAGAGCCGUCUAUGAGAAAGCAGUCCCAGCGUUCUACUACCGGCCCCAGCAAGAAGACUGUGCUGUCCUAAGGGAGCAGUGGAUAAGAGCUAAAUAUGAGAGGACAGAAUUUACCGGCGAGACAAAGUAUCCUCCACUGGCCUACACGACAGGUUUCUAUGAAGGGAUGUUGUGGAAGAAGGGGAAGGAGAAGGGACAGUUUCAGAGAAGGAAGUUUGUUCUGUCUGAGAAGGAAUUCACCCUGGCUUACUACAACAAGGAGGAUCCGUCCAAAGGGCCCAAAGCGCUCAUCUCCAUCAAAGACGUGAAUGUGACCUUUCAACCUGAGAAGAUUGGUCACGCCCAUGGUUUGCAGAUGACCUACCAGGAAGACAGCCACACCAGAAGCCUUUAUGUCUACCACGAGAGUGGAGAGGAGAUUGUCAACUGGUUCAAUGCCAUUCGUGCUGCUCGCUUUGCCUACCUGAAAACAGCAUACCCCACAGGAAGUGAUAAAGAAUUGAUGACUAGAAUUACAAGAAACUACCUCAAAGAAGGAUACAUGGAGAAGACAGGUCCUAUGCAAAAGGAGACGUUCAAAAAGAGAUGGUUCAUCUUGGACUCCCAAGACAGGAAGCUCCUUUACUUCAAAAGCCAGCUGGAUGCUGAGGAGCUGGGAGUUGUGUUCAUCGGCACAGAGACCAAUGGUUACUCAGUGAGUAAGUGCAUUCCCAAAAGGACCAGAGGCAACAGGUGGAGGUGUGGCAUCACAGUGGAGACGCCAGACCGCCAGUUUGUCUUCAUGUGUGAGCAGGAGAGGGAGCAGAGAGAGUGGGUGGAGGCCCUCAGACAGGUCAUCUCUAAACCCAUGCAGCCCCAGGACUACACCACUGAAGCCAACAUCAGAGGGAAGAGAUGACUUUCAUGAGAGAGAGAGAGAGAGAGAGAGAGAGAGAGAUUCCACCAACAUUGGCUGCAAAGCCCACUCUGAAAACUAUCACACUUGUGGAUUGCUAUCUACACUGAACAAAAAUAUAAACGCAACAUACAACAAUUUCAAAGAUUUUGCUGAGUUACAGUUCAUGUAAGGAAAUCAGUCAAUUGAAAUAAAUAAAUAAAGCCCUAAUCUAUGGAUUUCACGACUGGGAAUAGAUACAGAAAACCAGUCCCACUGCUCUUCAAUGGCUGUGCGAAGUUGAUGGAUACUGGCGGGAACUGGAACACACUGUCGAUCCAGAGCAUCCCAAAUA
This is a messenger RNA of Coregonus clupeaformis (lake whitefish), 1642 nucleotides long. RefSeq names its product arf-GAP with dual PH domain-containing protein 2. Bases 4 to 1311 code for a protein of 435 amino acids. NCBI's taxonomy places the organism in Eukaryota, Metazoa, Chordata, Actinopteri, Salmoniformes, Salmonidae. Gene Ontology annotation, cellular component: intracellular membrane-bounded organelle; plasma membrane. Gene Ontology annotation, biological process: positive regulation of GTPase activity. The transcript has 11 exons. Gene Ontology annotation, molecular function: GTPase activator activity; phosphatidylinositol bisphosphate binding. The record is from RefSeq and is a predicted model, not a curated record.